Macrosiphum euphorbiae (potato aphid) is the source of this 342-nucleotide messenger RNA. The record is from the annotation of a GenBank genome assembly. Lineage: Eukaryota; Metazoa; Arthropoda; Insecta; Hemiptera; Aphididae.
AUGUCUUUCGAAUAUUUAAGAACAGUAAAUGGUAUUACAUACAAAUCAUAUAGAGAAGCAUGCCAACAGCUCAGUUUACUCAAAGAUGAUAAAAAUUGGGAUGAUGCAUUAACGAAAGCAAAUGAAACAAAGAAGUUGUGUAGUUUAAGAUCAUUAUUUUCAAUUAUCUUGACUUCAUGUAACCCAUCGCAUCCACAAUCAUUAUGGGAAAAAUAUAAAAAAAUUAUGAGUGAAGUUAUAUUAUAUCGGAAUAAGAAAUUAAAUUGUUGUAAUGAUUUAGAUUAUGCAGAUGAAAUAUUCAAUGAAGCUCUCAUAAUUAUAGAAGAUAUGUACUAUAAAUAA